This is a messenger RNA of Desarmillaria tabescens, 4609 nucleotides long. RefSeq lists its product as uncharacterized. The transcript has 15 exons. Gene Ontology annotation, molecular function: protein binding. Gene Ontology annotation, biological process: regulation of transcription by RNA polymerase II. The coding region runs from base 31 to 4527 and encodes 1498 amino acids. Gene Ontology annotation, cellular component: MOZ/MORF histone acetyltransferase complex. Lineage: Eukaryota; Fungi; Basidiomycota; Agaricomycetes; Agaricales; Physalacriaceae. The record is from RefSeq and is a predicted model, not a curated record.
CCACGACACGGGCCAAUUGGACGUCCCACAAUGGCGCGUGGUAAUCGAGCCUCGGAGUCUGUGGCACCAAUGCAACCACCACCGCUUGUCCUACCUGUCGCAGAGUUCGAAAAAGUCGAAGAGUCUUCCAAAGUCAACAAUGGUGUUCACGACAACCAAAUGAAGGCUUAUGGAUUUAAUGAUCUGUCAAACUAUCAAAGGCCUGACCACUACGUUCGUCAUAUUGAACCACUGGAGCUGGACCUCGCCACACAGGUCGAGUAUGAUAUGGAUGAACAAGACGAGGAAUGGUUGAUUGCCGUGAAUGCGGACAGGAAGAAGAUGCAGGUGGACACUGUUUCUUAUGAGACGUUUGAGAUUAUCAUGGACCGAUUGGAGAAAGAAUGGUACAAUUUGACCAAAAACAUUCCUAAACCUCAUUUCGAUAUGCCUUCAGAAGAUUCUACUUGUGCGAUAUGCGACGAUGCGGAGGGCGAGAAUAGCAAUGCCAUCGUAUUUUGCGAUGGAUGCAAUUUGGCUGUGCAUCAAGAAUGCUAUGGUGUUCCCUACAUCCCAGAAGGCAUUUGGUUGUGUCGCAAGUGUAGCACUUCUCCAGAAACACCUGUCGAAUGCUUUCUAUGUCCAAAUGAGGGUGGCGCGUUCAAGAUGACUGACCACGGGCAAUGGGUUCACCUUCUAUGUGCCAUGUGGAUUCCAGAGAUGACCGUCCAGAACGAGGUUUACAUGGAUCCAACGAUCGCGUUGGAGGACAAGCUUAUGGACAGGAUGAAGAGACUGAAAUGCAGCGUAUGCAAAAUUCGAACGGGAGCUUGCAUACAAUGUACCAUCAAAAACUGCUACACGCCUUUCCAUGUAACUUGCGCUCGGAAAGAGAAGUUUCUGCUUCCCAUGAAAAAUCUUCAAGGCUCCGAACCUGUGGGGACGCUCAGAUGCUACUGUGACAAACACCUUACCCCAACGCAAAAAGCCGCUCGAGAGGCAGCAAAGACAGAAGAAGAAGAACAGAGCGUCGAGAAGAUCUCCAAUACUGCUCGUGCCCAUGCCAAGGCUUUUCAGACAGGAGCGCCUCUUGUUCCGUGGAUCAUCGUAGACAGGAUCGCCCAAUACAUCGGGAGGAUUAACGUACGCAAAAAGGUCGAAUUCAUCAUUCUCGUGUGCAAAUAUUGGAGUCUUAAGAGGGAAGCGAGGAGAGGCGCCCCUCUUUUGAAGCGACUACAUUUGGAGGCUUGGCCUUCUAGCACAAGGAAUCAGUCCCAGACUACCGCCGAAAAAAUUCAGAAGAAGACCAUGCUUAAACGUCUGCGUAAGGAUCUUGACUAUGUCAAACGGUUGUCCGUCAAGAGCUACAAACGAGAGAUGCGUAAACUUGAUCAGUUACACCUCAUUCAAGAUGUUCUAUCAAAAUUCAUAUUCCCUCACGAGCCACGACUACGCUCAGCUUUUGAACGUAUUGUAAGCGUCGAUAAGAAUGGGUAUUUUCAGAAUCCUGUUUCGAAGCUCAAGGUUCCCGAUUAUUUUGACAUCAUCAAGCAUCCCAUGUGCUGGAAUAUAAUCGAGGGAAAAUUAGACCGGCAUGAAUAUUGGGACUUCCAAACCUUCAAAGAUGAUAUUUAUCUCGUCUGCAAUAAUGCCAUUGUUUAUAACAAGGCCGGAUCGCCUUAUUCCAACACAGCCAAACGGAUUCUUAAUGCUGCGGAGCCUAUCUUCAAGGAGCUUCAUGAACAGUGUCUACCCCAGUCGUCCGAAUACAUUCCAGCAGAAGGUGCCAUGGAGGUUGACAUCCUACAGUCCACAUCCUCCGUACCUGCCCCGGCAGAGAAUGAGAUGCAAGUAGACAAUCCCGAAGCGGAAUCUGGACAAAACCACCAUUCGGCGGUGGACAUGAAUGCUAUGGAGGUGGAUGUUACGCACGCAAAACCCGAAAUCGGGGAUCUUGAAACACCUCUCCCGCUGCUGGAACUUCUCUUAUCCAAAGAAGCCUUGCAGGAUGAUGUGCAGUACAUCAUCAACGAAGAUCCCCUUUCUUCCCUCUUCAGCUACGAACUUGGUCAGAUAAAACCUCCGCCGCCAUCCAAAGAAAAGAAGCCUGCCACUACGAAAAGGAAACGCGAUCGCAGGGCGGAGAAUGCUCGGCGGGAGGCUAGGCGAGCUGAACAAGCUGCCCUCGAAGCUGUCAACGCCGAAUCUCGCGCACCAAAGAGAAGUCGUCGUGCUACUUCGAAUACAACGGAUAACGAGCUAGACGAGCAAGGCCAAGGUCAGGAAGGUUCAGAUGGUCAGGCAGAAGCGUCUUCAUCCACGUCGGUCCUACAAUACCUGCCAAGCGGACAAAUGAGCACGCCGCUUUUGGUCGACUCUGUUGGACAUAGAGAUUCGUUCCUAAUGUUUGAGGCUGGAUGGAUCUUGCCUGAAGGCCAGAAGCGUGGCCGAAGAUCGACACAGGCUGCACCACAACCAACACCAGUGCCAUCGAAGAAGACUCAGCAAAGGAGGAAGAGUCGUGCAAAAUCGUCUUUGGGCGUUUUCAGUACGGGCGAAUCCGAGAACCUGACACUAAGCACGGAGAACAAUAUGCUUCCUCAGGAUCUGCCAGCUACUCCAACAGAACACGUCGAAGAGGAGGUGCCAGCAGAGACCCUAUCGGAAGACGACGUCAAGGAAAGGCCUGUAGAAGAAGUAUCCACGACAGGAUCUCCACAAGAUGGAUCGGACAUAACCCUUGAUGGGGAACACGAGGAGUACCCACCACAAGGACCUCUUGACGUCCCAACAGAACCGCCACUCACGCCCAUGGUGCCAUCGCCACAGCGUGAUCCUUCACCGACGUCUCAGAACGUGUCGACACCUCCCUCACCAUUAAGACCUAGAGACUUCUCCCCGUCGCCAGAAGAUGUGCAGAGCCCCAUGGUUAUUGAUUUACCUGUCUCAGCUGUGAGGGAUGAACCUAUGGUGGACACCCGACGCUCUGCCACCCCGGAUCGUACGGCCGGCAUCAAAUUAGAGCAGAUUGCUCUUGUUCUAACAGAUCGUCAAGCAAGCACCUCUGAAACGGAAAUUGGGAAUGACGUCGAACCUGAUAUUAGUAUCAGUUCUCAACCUGGAGCUGAGGCAGAGAUCAAUGCUGAACUUGAUGCCGAUACUGAGGUUCGUACAGCAGAAGUCAAUGCAGAGGUUCAUCCCGAGGUCGCCCAGGUUCAUGAACCUGAGAUCGACGAGGUCCCCGAACGAGAGAUCAGCGAGGUUCCCGAACCAGAAAUUAACGAAGUGCCUGAACUUGAAAUUCCCGAAGUUCGCGAAGUUGAGACCGAUGAGGUUUAUACACAACUUCCACAGGUGGACACACAACCUCCUCAAGUCGAUACUCAGCCUCCGGAGACCGCUACGCAAUCUCAUGUCGACAUCCAGGCCCUUCCAGACGACAGCGAGGUCCAUUCUGAUCCUUUACGGGAUCAUGCGAACGAUGACAUCCAAAUACGUGCAGAGGUCGAUGUUCAUAAUAUACCGGAUUCUAUUUUGGGUGACCAAGUCGGCAGUGAUGCUUGCGUAGAACCAGAAGGCCACAUACAGGCGCAAACGUCUCCUGAUAUAUCGGAUGCUGCCUUGGAUGACGAGGUCGGUGUUGAUGCUGGCAUAGAACCAGCAGUGGAUAUUCAGGUGCAAACGUCUCCAGAGGCAGAUACCACGGUCCACAUCGAAGCUACUCCCCAAGCCGCUCCAUCUGCGCUGCUAGGUGACGAUGAUACGCCAAUGACUGACGUCGACGCCCCGACCGAUGUUAUUCACCCGCCUGAGGGCGUGCCGGAGUCGCAGUCCGAAGUUGUGAAUGUUGAGCUAGAAUCUACACCGACAGAGGAUGAUAUCAUGCCCCGCCAUGAAGAAAUGAUUCAGGAGCACGUUGAACCGACUGGAGAUAUCAGCGGCCAGCAAGCAGAUGUUGAGAUGGAAGAUGCUGCUCCAGCAGAAGCUCCCGCUCCAGAUGACGUGGACGCGUCCGACAAAGUCCAGACUCAGGCGGAGGGUGAUACUGGGGCAGAGGUUGAUAUUCCGACAGAGGCAACUAUUGUAUCCGAGGACGCUCCAGUCCCUGAAACGGCGAAUAACGUCCAACCGGAGGAUACAGCAAAUGAUGCCGACCAGCCUUCAGAGUCAGAACAAGACUUGAUCCGGAAACGUAUUGAAGAGGCCCGUCAAGUCAGGGAUCGGUAUGGUCGUAAUGUCGAUGAUCUCAAGCGGAUGCCCAAUUACAACGUCAUCGAAGAUCAAGAUAGAGGUGGCUUCAUUGUUGAGGAAAUUGUUACACCUACUACUCGUCGUGCGAAGAACAAGCAACGAAAGUCACUCAACGAGGGACCUCCGCCUCUCGAUCGUACACUCGGGAGCAUCAAUCUCAAACCUGGCGAAAAGUUGGAAAGCGGCACCUUGGGUAAGCUUCCCACAAUUCAUGGUCUAGUAGAUUCACACCACUAUAUUUCUUUCAGUCUGGGCGAAGGCUGGAACCUAUCCGUGGUGGCCAGCAGUUAUAUAUGACGAGGAUCAUCCAGAGCUACCGGAGAAAAUCCUCAGCAGGAAAAAGGAGUUUGUUGCAAAGUACAGGAAAACCAAGCGGAUU